Condylura cristata (star-nosed mole) is the source of this 3749-nucleotide messenger RNA. RefSeq names its product E74-like factor 1 (ets domain transcription factor) (gene ELF1). Gene Ontology annotation, biological process: regulation of transcription by RNA polymerase II; cell differentiation. The transcript is spliced from 9 exons. Gene Ontology annotation, molecular function: DNA-binding transcription factor activity, RNA polymerase II-specific; sequence-specific DNA binding. The record is from RefSeq and is a predicted model, not a curated record. NCBI's taxonomy places the organism in Eukaryota, Metazoa, Chordata, Mammalia, Eulipotyphla, Talpidae. Bases 773 to 2635 code for a protein of 620 amino acids. Gene Ontology annotation, cellular component: nucleus.
CUGAGAGGUGGGGUCUGUAUAAAGGGGUUGAGGUCACCGAGAAGGGGCGAAAGCGCGACGGGACUCGAGCUGAACGGCUGGAACCUCAAGCCUUAGGUCCCCGCGUCAUCCCGCGUUCUAUCGCUUUCUUUCCCUGGGAUCCAGACCCUCCACCAUCCUUCUAGGCUCGCUGGCUCGUGGCCAAGGAGCUCUCGCGCCGCCUCCGUCCCGAACGCAAACAGCUGUUCCCAGAGACGUCGCCGCCCUCAACUUUGCCAACUAGUCCGCACGCACUUUGACCAGCGGAACAACCCGGACUAGAAGGCUGGGGGCCGUUGGCGGAGUUUAAAAAAAAAGAAAGGUGAAAUAGCUGUUUUCGGGUCUGGAGUUACUGGGUUUCGCUUCAGAACUUUCCUGAGGCUGCUUAGCAGCCCCGCCCCGCUUCCACGACGCCCGCGCGCUCGGGCCGGGCUCGUUCCCUCGCUCCGGAGCGCGUGGGCAGCAGCGGCAGCGGCUGGAGUGGCGCACAGACUGGAGUGGCGGUGGAACCGAGACAGCAGCUGUGCUUGCACUUGUCAGGCCAAGAAGUUCUAGAGAAGAAAACUUUCAGAAAAUAGUGCCUCAGAAUUAUCCUAGUGAACUAAGAAAAUUUCAAGCACCUUCCCUAAAGAAAACCUGGUUAUAAGUAACUUCACUGAGGACUUUUUUAUUCAGCUGGUCACUGGACUCUAUUGCCUGAUACUUGGACCUGUUGGGAAUUUUUCUCAUGUGGCUCUAGGAGGAAUGCUUUAUUAUGGCUGCUGUUGUCCAACAGAACGACCUAGUAUUUGAAUUUGCUAGUAACGUCAUGGAGGAUGAACAACAGCUUGGUGAUCCAACAGCUAUUUUUCCUGCUGUCAUUGUGGAACAUGUUCCUGGUGCUGAUAUUCUCAAUAGCUAUGCUGGGCUUGCCUGUGUUGAAGAGCCCAGUGACAUGAUCACUGAGAACUCCCUGGAUGUUGCAGAAGAAGAAAUCAUAGAGGAUGAUGAUGACGACAUAACGCUUACAGUUGAAGCUUCCUGUCAAGAUGGGGAUGAAACAAUUGAAACUAUUGAAGCUGCUGAGGCACUGCUCAAUAUGGAUUCUCCUGACCCUAUGCUGGAUGAAAAACGAUUAAAUAACGAUAUAUUUAGUUCCUCUGAAGAUAUUGUUGUCGCCCCAAUCACCCAUGUAUCCGUCACAUUAGAUGGGAUUCCUGAAGUGGUGGAAACUCAGCAGGUUCAAGAGACAUACGCACAUUCACCAGGAGCCUCUUCACCAGAACAGCCUAAGAGAAAGAAAGGGAGAAAAUCUAAACCACCACGACCAGAUUCCCCAGCCACUACCCCGAACAUAUCUGUGAAGAAGAAAAACAAAGAUGGGAAGGGCAAUACAAUUUAUCUUUGGGAGUUUUUACUUGCACUACUUCAGGACAAAGCAACUUGUCCUAAAUAUAUCAAAUGGACCCAACGAGAAAAAGGCAUUUUUAAACUGGUAGAUUCUAAAGCAGUGUCCAAGUUGUGGGGGAAGCACAAAAACAAACCUGAUAUGAAUUAUGAGACCAUGGGAAGAGCUUUAAGGUACUAUUACCAAAGGGGUAUUCUGGCAAAAGUAGAAGGUCAGCGCUUGGUGUAUCAGUUUAAGGAAAUGCCAAAAGAUCUUAUUUGUAUUGAUGAUGAGGAUCCAAGUUGCAGCAUAGAGUCUUCAGACCCAUCACUGUCUUCAACAACCACUUCAAGUAGGAACCAAACAAGUCGAUCGAGAGUAUCUUCAAGCCCAGGGAUAAAAGCAGGAACCACUACAGUUCUAAAACCAGGGAAUUCUAAGACUACAAAAUCCAAAGAUCCCGUGGAAGUUGCACAGCCGUCAGAGGUUCUGAGGACAAUGCAGUCCACACAGUCCCCAUAUCCGACCCAGCUCUUCCGGACUAUUCAUGUGGUACAGCCAGUACAAGCUGUCCCAGAAGGAGAAGCAGCCAUAACCAGUAGCAUGCAGGACGAAACAUUAAACUCUUCCGUUCAGAGUAUUAGGACGAUACAAGCUCCAGCUCAAGUUCCAGUGGUCGUGUCCCCUGGAAAUCAGCAGUUGCAUACAGUAACACUCCAGACAGUGCCAAUCACAACAGUUAUAGCCAGCACAGAUCCCACAUCAGGUGCCGGGUCACAGAAGUUUAUUUUACAAGCCAUUCCAUCAUCAUCACAGCCCAUGACAGUACUGAAAGAAAAUGUCAUGCUCCAGUCGCAGAAGCCGGGCUCUCCUCCUUCGAUCGUCUUUAGCCCUGCCCACGUGCAGCAGGUUCUUCCUAGCAGCGUGCAGUCCAUCUGCAAUGGAACUGUUAGUGUAGCCUCAUCUCCAUCCUUCAAUGCUACUACGCCGGUAGUGACCUUUUCUCCUCGCAGUUCACAACUUGUUGCUCACCCACCUGGCACUGUAAUCACUUCAGUUAUCAAAGCUCAAGAAACAAAAACUCUUACACAGGAAGUAGUGAAAAAGGAGGUUGAUGAUACUUUACAAGAAGACACUGAGAAAACAGAGCAGCAACCACAGCCUUAUGUGAUGAUGGUGUCCAAUUCCAACGGGUUUACCUCUCAGGUAGCUAUGAAACAGAAUGAACUGCUGGAACCCAACUCCUUUUAAUUAACAUACCAAAGGAAUUACUGAUGAUCAUUUUUUAAUUGAACAUUUUCAGUUGUACGCAAACUAUCUGAUUGAUUCUAAGAUAAAUUCUACAGAGGCUCCUAAUUUUGUAGCUAGAUGUUAAAAAAUAAUAAUUCAGAGUUAAUUUUGACUUUGUUAAAUGAGGAAGGAAAACCCAAGUGUUUCUGUUUUCCAAAUGUUUCAGAAUUCAAUUGUGAAGGAACAGGCAUUUUAUACUAUGAAGGCCGUCUUUUGAGAUUUUUUUCACUUGCUAUUACCUAAGCAUUUUUAAAGUUUCUUUUUUUAAUUUUACAUGUAUUCAUUUUUCUGAUUUUUUUGUAAAUAUAGUUCUUAAAUAUGAGACAACAGGAAAUUUAUAUAGGAACUAUUUCAUUCCAUUUAUGUAAGUUAAGUCUUGACUCUGAAGUGCAAGAUACCAUUUAGUGCUUUGUUAAAUGAUUUCACUUAGAUUGACUUUAGUUGGCUGCACUGUAUAAUGAACUAUGAAUAUUUAAAAUAUAACAUUAAAAUUUGAAAUCUACCUAUGAGAAGGCUGACCCUGAUUUCAGGAGCAAGAUUAGUAUAAAAGCAUCAGCCUAUGAAUGGCUCUCCUAUUAACUGGGUUUUGUAGCCUUCUCAAGCCAUUUGAUCUCUCAUUUGACUCAGCGCCCUCAUAAGAAAAAAGGAUGCACUGGAUUAGCUAAGUGAUCUCAAAUAAACUUUCAGGUUCUAAAUUUUAUUAUUCUAACCCCUAUAUUUUAAAUUAGUAUCAAUUAAAACAUCAGCUUUUUUCAAAAUGUAAAUAUAACUAAAAUAUUGAAGAAGUGGCCCCACAAAAUUCAUUCUACUGUUAGCCAUAAGAUCUGCAUCAAAUCUGAAUUAUUUCUGCUUUCUUCAUGAAAUUUUUUGACUACUGUGGUCUGAUAGUAAAUUUAUGUUGCCAAUUGCUAAAUAGUGUAUUGCUGUUCUGAGAGUCAAGACUCAGAGAGCAACCAAGCUUUGGGCUAAUCUGACUGACGAGUCAGUUGUUAUAAAGAGCAUAUUCACUUUUUAUUUUGGAUUUUUUAUUGGGGAUGGAGGGGGGGAAAUUGCAUACAAAAAUAUACAUAUAUAU